AUGAGCAACGCCGACUUCAAGGAGUACCUGUUUGGCCCCUGGAAGAUUGCUGCCGAGGAGGUGUUUGCAACCUCGCCCCACUGCUUUGCUUUUGUGAACCUGAAGCCGGUGGUGCCGGGGCACGUGCUGGUCAGCCCCAAGCGCGUCGUGGCACGCUUUGCUGAGCUGGCGCCUGAAGAGGUGGCUGACCUCUGGUGCCUGGCCCAGCGCGUGGGCACCGCCGUCGAGCCUCACUUCAGCGCCCAGUCGCUGACGCUAGCCAUUCAGGACGGGCCGCAGGCGGGGCAGACGGUGCCGCACGUGCACGUGCACAUACUGCCCAGGAGGCCGGGCGACUUCCAGCGCAACGACGAGGUGUACGACGCGAUAGACGAGGCAUCCCAGGACGCCGCAGCUUCGCACACGGGCGAGAAGCUGGACCUUGACAAGGAGCGCAAGGUGCGCACACCAGAGGAGAUGGCGGCAGAGGCUGCGCAGCUGCGCAAGCUAGUACGCUGCCGCGGCUUUGUGGGAGACGGCACGCAGCCAGCUGCGCAGUACCACUCUGCCGACUUUGCCUGGGAGGAGGUGGCAGAAUUAGGGGUGGCCACGGUGGAGCGGCAGCGCCGCGAGCUGCGCCAGCAUUUGCUGCAGCAGCAGGGGCAGGAGGAGGGAGUGCGCUGGCACAGCAGGCAGCAAGCCGCAGUCGUGGCGACUGGGCUGGCAGAGGCGGCGCGGUGCAGCGUUGGCGAGGAGGGCAGCUGGGCGAGCAGCAGCAGCAGCGGCAGCAGUGGCUACGAGUCUGACGACAGCUGGGAGCGGUUUCAUGCGCAGCACAGCCAGGCGCGCUUCUUCAAGGAGAAGCGGUACUUGAUGCUGGAGUUCCCUUCCUUGGCGGUGGCCCACCCGCCGCAGCACAUUGCCGAGAUUGGCUGCGGCUGCGGCUCGGCGCUGCUCCCGGUGCUCAAGGCCAACCCCUCCUGCCGCGUCACCGGCUGCGACAUCAGCCCCACAGCGCUGCACAUGUUCCGCCGUGCCGGGGAGCAGGCUGGGGUGCAGCCGCAUCCACACCUUGGUGCUGGAUGCCGCCGCCAAUGGGAGCGCGCACAGCGAGUGCGACGGCAGCAGCGGCAGCCCACUGGCAGGCCUGCACGCCGACAGCCUAUUGCUGGUGUUCACUCUGUCGGCACUUCCACCAGAGGCGCACGGCGCUGCACUGGCGCAUGCUUUUGCUGCUCUCCGCCCUGGGGGUCUGCUGCUCUUCAGGGACUAUGGGCUGUACGACAUGGCCCAGCUGCGGUUCCCGGGGGCGCAGAUGCUGGGGCCCAGCCUGUACCGCAGAAGCGAAGGCACGCUGGCCUACUUCUUCAGCGUGGAGGCCCUGCGUGCGGCGGCGGCGGCGGCUGGGUUUGAGGAGGUGGAGUGCGAGUAUGCGCGGGUGCAGAUGCGGAACCGCAAGACCGGCGCCGCCAUGCGUCGCGUGUUUGUUCACGGCUGCUUCCGCAAGCCGGCUACAGCGAGUGGUUGAGCCGAUAGAGCCGUCGCACAACCAGACCUUGGCUGCUCUGCUGGCGCUUGUUUAGAAACUGGUAAAUUAGAAAGGGGAUA
This is a messenger RNA of Chlorella variabilis, 1587 nucleotides long. RefSeq lists its product as hypothetical. Lineage: Eukaryota; Viridiplantae; Chlorophyta; Trebouxiophyceae; Chlorellales; Chlorellaceae. Gene Ontology annotation, molecular function: catalytic activity. Bases 1 to 1392 code for a protein of 463 amino acids. The transcript is spliced from 12 exons. The record is from RefSeq and is a predicted model, not a curated record.